Messenger RNA from Monopterus albus (swamp eel), 354 nucleotides. Its product is annotated as cytochrome P450 2D20-like. Lineage: Eukaryota; Metazoa; Chordata; Actinopteri; Synbranchiformes; Synbranchidae. Gene Ontology annotation, biological process: xenobiotic metabolic process. Gene Ontology annotation, cellular component: intracellular membrane-bounded organelle; cytoplasm. The record is from RefSeq and is a predicted model, not a curated record. The annotation marks the transcript as partial. The transcript is spliced from 4 exons. Gene Ontology annotation, molecular function: iron ion binding; heme binding; oxidoreductase activity, acting on paired donors, with incorporation or reduction of molecular oxygen, reduced flavin or flavoprotein as one donor, and incorporation of one atom of oxygen.
GAUCAGGUCAGUUUUGAAGACAGACACCAGAUGCCAUAUGUGCAGGCUGUUAUUCAUGAGGUCCAGAGAGUGGCUGACACUGCUCCUCUCAGUCUUUUCCAUUGCACCACUAAAGACACAGAGCUCAUGGGAUACUCCAUACCCAGGGGAACUGUUAUCAUCCCCAACCUGUCCUCAGUGUUGUUUGAAGAGGGACAGUGGAAAUCCCCCCAUGUCUUUGACCCUGAAAACUUCCUCAAUGAGAAGCAAGAGUUUGUGAAACCAGAGGCGUUCAUGCCUUUCUCUACAGGUCAACGGAUGUGUCUUGGAGAGGGUCUGGCUCGUAUGGAAUAUAUAUAUUGCUCCUGGAGCUAA